Messenger RNA from Annulohypoxylon maeteangense, 1514 nucleotides. RefSeq names its product YIF1-domain-containing protein. Gene Ontology annotation, cellular component: Golgi membrane; endoplasmic reticulum membrane; endoplasmic reticulum-Golgi intermediate compartment. The record is from RefSeq and is a predicted model, not a curated record. The coding region runs from base 199 to 1161 and encodes 320 amino acids. The transcript is spliced from 3 exons. Lineage: Eukaryota; Fungi; Ascomycota; Sordariomycetes; Xylariales; Hypoxylaceae. Gene Ontology annotation, biological process: endoplasmic reticulum to Golgi vesicle-mediated transport.
AGAAGGACGACCGUUGGAAACCGCCAUCAGCGAAGCUUUGAAGCAUAAAGAUUCUCCUCAACGAACAAACCCAGAGCCGCGCGACUCCUAACGUCCAACGUCUAGCCCACGAUUCCCAACCCUCUAGCAAACGCCCUCGCCACAGCUAUCGCCGCUAAGACCACCAAGUUCGCAAUAUCUAUAAACGAUACAAUAAAUAUGCAGCAGCAUCCAAAUUAUGGCCACUCUCCGCCACUUCACCAUCCAGUUCCUCAACAUGUCUCUACAGUUCCACAACUAAGAUCGCCCCCACCGCCGACGUCGUCGCAACCGCAGCAGCAAGGUGCAUAUGGAAACCCCUAUCAGCAAAGCACGCCCGCCAGCGGCACCAAUGUCUUCGGCACCUAUGGAAAUUUUAUGAAUGAUCCUAUGGCCGCGCAAUUUGUUGGCCAAGUUGGUCAGAAUGCCUUCAAGCACGUCGAACAAAAUAUGAACCGAUGGGUGAACUUUUCCGCCCUCAAGCACUACUUCAACGUGUCGAACAAAUACGUUGUCAACAAGCUCUUCUUAGUGCUCUUCCCCUGGCGACACAAGCCUUGGUCGCGAAGGCAGACCGUUGGACCUAAUGGACAGGAGGGAUGGUACCUACCACCGCGAGACGAUAUAAACAGCCCCGACAUGUACAUUCCGGUCAUGGCACUCGUGACGUAUAUAUUAUUAUCGACUCUAAUAGCCGGUCUACGGGGGCAGUUCCAGCCUGAGCUGUUAGGAUACACUGCUUCUACGGCGGGAGUUGUCGUCAUACUUGAGAUUCUGCUUUUGAAGCUAGGAUGCUACUUUCUAAGUAUAUCGAAUGAGUCUCAGCUGCUCGACCUGGUAGCCUACUCAGGAUACAAGUUUGUCGGUAUCAUCGUGACUGUCGCUAUCGCCGAGCUCAUGAACGGAGGCAGGGGGACUGGCGGUUGGAUCGGAUGGACUGUCUUCCUAUACACGUUCCUAGCAAAUUCCCUGUUUCUGAUGCGAUCAUUAAGAUACGUCCUCCUCCCGGAAAGUUCUGGAGGGGAUGCGCGAGGUCCAAUGCAGACGGACACGCGUACGAAACGAAACCAGCGAACCCAAUUUUUAUUCGCUUACUCGUAUCUCAUACAGCUUUUGUUCAUGUGGAUUCUCAGCAGAGGCUAGAUAGACCUGUCAGAUUCCAUCGCCAGCUUUCGCGGACUCUCGAAGGUCAUCUCACUUCGUUUGUGGGAGGGGAAACUGAAGAUUUAAUCAUGCUCGGGCUUGCCGUUAUGCGGAAGUGUUCGAAAAGUCUGAAUUAUCAGGCUUAUUUUAGCCAAGAAGCACAGCAUUCCCACAAGAAGCUUCCAUAUGACGAAAUGAGAUGGUUUAGUAUAAUUUACAUGGAAAAUAAAUUAAUUGUCUGGAUAUCUCGAAGAGGCGACGUUGUGUGACAGUUCCUUCGUGCUGGCGGAAUGAAGAUGAACUACAUAGGGGAUACAUCCAUGGCAGGGUAUUUAAUUGGUUGAUUCCCCAAU